This is a messenger RNA of Symbiodinium sp. CCMP2592, 1140 nucleotides long. Lineage: Eukaryota; Dinophyceae; Suessiales; Symbiodiniaceae. The record is from the annotation of a GenBank genome assembly.
AUGAAGAAGAUCUACAAGGCGGCUGUGCUAUUUCUCAGCGUCCGUGUUGCUGUCGGGUCCCAGCUGCUCUGCCAGGACAGGAUCCGGAUUCCUCGCAUCAUCCACCAGCUGUGGAUGUCACCUCACCAGCCAGGUUUGACGUUCCAGGACCGCGAGCCCGAGCGUCCUGACAUUGUAGACGCCAUUCGACAGUGGCGUUUUGCAGCGCUGCGCGACUCGCCGGAGCCUUGGCAACACCAGGUCUGGAACCGCUCCUCGGUGAGGUCCGUCCUUGACCCGUACCCUCAUUUGGCAGACGGGUUUGAGCGCCUGGCAAGGUGGCCUGAGCGGCAAAAGGACUUCUUCAUGUAUGCCGUACUGGGCAUUGUUGGAGGCGUGUUCAUCGAUGCCGAUGUUGUGCCGCUGCAGUUGCCAUCCGCUUGGUUCGAGGAAGCGUGCAGGGCAGAUGUGGCAGAAUCUGCGCAGAUUCAAUUGAUGGUGGGCCUUGAAUGCCGCGGCUCGGCCACGGAAGCCGAGGCAUGGCGCUGGUCGGGUCGGCUGCAACUUACAGCCUGGGCUCUGGCCGCAGCACCAGGCCAUCCGGUCAUGCUUCGUGCCCUCACCCGGUACCUAGAGACGCCUGGGCCUGCGAUUGGCCUCCCGGCAUUGGCGCACUACCAGCAUAGCGUGGCGAUGGGGCCCGGGCUUCUCACACUCCUUGUGGACGAGUGGAUCCAGGAGACUUCGCCCAAUGGUGAGGGACUGAAGGCAAUGGCCAGCGUGCUCGACUUUUCUGUGGCGUCCGUCUCCUCCGACACGGUUGUGCUGAACAUCCAUGGCUUUGGAUGUGGACAGCCCCACAGUGGAAGCCGCCCGUGUAACGAAAGCGAGGGCGCCCUCGUCCAGCACCUUUUCAUGGGUGCCUGGAAGCCUCCGGAGGGGUCGUGGGCUUUGGACGAAGAUGAAUCCAGACGCCGCCGCCGACGCUUCGAUGGACCCACCGAGUUCAUCGAUUGGCGCGGUCCAGCGCUCUCGUUGCUUCAUCGGCUGGAGGGAUUGGGCUACCAGCUUCCUUGGGAGGCAACGCCUCUGCUCUUCUCUCGAAUGGUUCCAGUGGAGCCGCCUUUGCUUCCUCUUCCAGGGCCCUUUUACACGGCAUGA